Messenger RNA from Homarus americanus (American lobster), 2665 nucleotides. RefSeq lists its product as uncharacterized. Bases 396 to 2045 code for a protein of 549 amino acids. The transcript is spliced from 2 exons. NCBI's taxonomy places the organism in Eukaryota, Metazoa, Arthropoda, Malacostraca, Decapoda, Nephropidae. The record is from RefSeq and is a predicted model, not a curated record.
UGACGUUAUGAAUUUGUGGCUUGAUAACAAAGAGCAAGAUAUUAAACAUCCGCUGUCGCUACACUGACUGCCCAGCCCGGCCCAGCAAUCACAGUUGUCUCUAUACUGCAUAGGACUGGAGUAUUCCACUCCACAAACUUAAUCCUUCUUUUGUGCUGAUAGUGAAAAAAAUUCUCUGAAAUAAAACUCGCAUUUGUGUUAAUAACAUUAAGGAAAUUUAUGGAAGUGUAUUUUUAAAAGAACUCUCGAAUGUAAUACGGGCGAAGAGUGGCUCGUCUGUACAUAAGACACUCAGUCAAGAAGAAACAUUCGUCACGAUUGGUGGUGCGAUCCUGUUGGACUCCAGUAUUGGUUGACGGUGACGCUUCCAAAGUAAAAGCAGCCAACAAGACACAAUGGACACAAGAAAAGUGUUAUGGGUAGUGGCUGUGUGCGCAAUACUCGGCCCAGCGUUGGCCGUCCUUACUGCUGAUCAAGAAACGAACUUCUGCACCCUAAUGGGCCACAGACUGCAGUGUGUCUUCAAAAACACGAGUGAGGACGUGGAGGUUGUGAGGGUAUCGCCUGGCGUGAGAGAAGUGAAGGUGGAGGCAGCAGCUACCCUUCACGGGAUUCCUCCCUGCGGCACCAACCUCCAGGUGUGGUCAUCCACCAACGUCACACUUCAGGGCACCGUCACACAACGCGCUAUGGACGCGAUGCCUGAACUCCGCCGAAAAAGGAUUUCUAACGAGCACAAGGUUGAACAUGGUGCCUCUGCUAGUCGUGGUGGCCCUCCACGAGGUGAAACAGUGCAUUUCUCUACUUCUGUGGAAACGGUUUCAAGUAGCUCUAGUAAAGAGCAUGUAUCUUACAGUGUCAGCGUAGAAGAGCGCGGAGCAAAUUGUGUGAGGAAUGUAUUUGUGGUUCAGUCGAAGCUCCACUGGCUACGAGGAAAAUUUGAUCUGACUAGUCUGAAGCUCAGUGAGGUGGACGACCUCGACGGUGAGUUUGGUCAACUUAACGUUCAGAAUUCAAAGGUGUCUAAUUUUUCUGCCUCAGGACGUCAAAUACUCAUUGAGAAAACCUCAAUUGGGCUGCUGUCAAGGCUGGAAGUAGAGAAUCAACUACAGCUCCGUGAUGUUCAAAUAGAGCGUCUCAUCGCACCUGGACUAGUUCAUCAGAGAUCUGGAAGAAGAAAGCGAAUAUAUUUUAAUAACGAAGCCGUUCACUCCCUGAACAAUGUGGAGGUGAGCAUGAUGGAAACUGGAGCAAUGAGGGUUGUGAGUGAGAGAGUUUCUGUCACCAACUUGAAAGUGGAUGAAGUGGGCUCCGCCGCAAUUACCGUCGAAGCAGGAGGGAGCCUUACGCUGACUAACGUUCACAUUGGUCAAGGACCUCAAAGCUGCCUCAUCCUUAGUGGAGCAUCAAGUGUUGUUAUCAAUAAUUUCACCCUUGGGAACGACACCAUCACAAAUCUAGAGUUAUCGAGUAAUAGCUCACAGAAGAUCGCCUACCCGUUAUAUACAAUAGUGGCAGCCAGUACAGAUAUUUUACCCAAGAACGGAGAAGCCGUGUCAACCCCUGGAGAAGAUGCAGAUAAAACUGAUAGGGGUCUUGUAGGCUUCUCAUGGUACUGGGUUAUUAUCAUGACUGCUGUGGGUAUUUUUGCGGGCAUAGUUAUUGGCACAGCUAUCAUGUGGCGAAAACCGGGCAUGACUAGAGGAGAACCGUCGGUGCUGACGCUGUCGGACCUGAUAUCACGGGACAGACAGCAGGAAGAGACCGAGAACCACGUUUAUGACACACCUCAACACUUGGAGUUGACUCGACAAGACUCAGGACUGACUUCCUCUUCGUUUGCAUCGUUUACUCCAUGCCAAGAGAAGUCCCGACGCCUGUCCUCCGUCAGCCAGAAGCAGCAACAGGACCCCGACGUCUGCCAGUCGAUCGCCGCAGAACCCAACAUCUACGUACUGGCUUGCACCCACGAAGACAUCAUCUACGAGGAAGUAGAAGCACUAGAAGCACAGAAGUUGGACGAUCAUUACCUCGCCAUGAAAUGAUACCUACCCAGAGCGGCUGAAAUAUGGCUCAUCUGAACACUGUCACACUCAUUCCCACUGUGUAGUGUUUUGUUGGGUUUAACUGAUAUUAGGUACUGCAGUGCUAGCAUCAUAAUAAGACCAUAUACUCGUUCAUGUCCUUGUGAUUGUUUAUGAGUAAACACACGAGAAACUCAGGGAGAACCAGAUGUAGGAAGCAACAGUGUAUAGGGCAGUAUUAUGACAAGACCCACACACUGUUACUAAUCUUGAGACGGCUGGUCAUAUAUUGUAGGCCUUUCUUGUAGAAACAGUUGUAAUUCCCAGUUAGUUAACGUCUGGCCCCCCAAUUCACCUUAUUUCCUUGCAUGUGUGUGUGUGUGCGCGCGCGCGUGUGUGUGUGUGUAGAAAGGGCCAGUGUGAGUAAUAUAGCCUGGCCAGGAUGUGUGUGUGUUUGGGAGGAGGGGCGCCCCCACCAUCACCACUCACUUGCUCAUGGUUGACAUAUCUAUUGUGUACACAUGUAAUUUACAUGUUUAAACAAUACCCAUAUAAACUUAAAGUAUGCAUUCUUUAAUAUAUGUAUAUAUAUUAAAUUAAUAUAUAAUAUAUAUGUAACUAAUUAAAAUGUGUUAAUUUAC